UUUCUUUAUUGUUUCAUAGGUUUAUAAAUAAAUAAAUAAUUUAUAAUAAUAAUGGUUCUUGUGUUAGUUGUCGGAGACAUUCAUAUUCCACACAGAGCUUCGGGAUUGUCACCAAAGUUCAAGAAACUUCUUGUCCCAGGGAAGAUUCAGCAUAUAUUAUGCACUGGGAAUUUAUGCACAAAAGAUUCGUUUGAUUAUUUGAAGACAUUAGCAAGCGAUGUUCAUGUCGUCCGUGGAGAUUUUGAUGAUAAUGUCAAUUACCCAGAACAAAAAGUUGUUACUGUGGGACAGUUCAAGAUCGGAAUGUGCCACGGGCAUCAAGUUGUCCCAUGGGGAGACACGGAGAGUCUAGCAAUGGUUCAAAGACAGCUUGGCGUUGACAUUCUAAUCUUUGGCCACACCCACAAAUUCGAAGCCUACGAGCAUGAAGGGAAAUUUUACAUAAAUCCAGGGAGCAUUACAGGAGCUUAUUCACCUUUAUCAUGUGAUAUUACCCCUUCAUUUGUACUUAUGGACAUCCAGUCUAAUACUGUCGUAACGUAUGUUUAUCAACUUCACGGGAGUGAUGUUAAAGUCGAACGUAUUGAGUUUAAAAAGCCGUAAUUUUAUUCUAUUUAUCUGCAAUUUUGAAAUAAUCAUAAAAUAUGAUUUAGAAAUUUCUGUUGGAAUGUCCCCACAGGUUUUUGAUCUUAGGAUAGGGGAAUGAAUCAAAUAUUCUUAUAUACAAAAUAAAAAUCAUUUAUAUUCGAUAAUAAACCACUGAUUCUAGGAAUAAUAUUUUCAUUCGAAUAGGUUUGGAGAGAAAUAAAUCCAAAAUUCUUAAUCAGCUCUGGCUUCAGACUAUGCAGAGGCCUACCCAAAGGGAGUGGGUCAGAACUAUAGCCUAGUUUAGAACAUACCGUAUUUGCUCGUUUUGUAGCUCGGGCCCAUAUUUUUUCAACCAACUCACUAACCUGGCCCUUAUUCAAACCGGCCCUUAUUCAAGCACGGGCGCUUGUCAUUUUCGAUCGUUCCAAUAA
This is a messenger RNA of Styela clava, 1019 nucleotides long. RefSeq names its product vacuolar protein sorting-associated protein 29-like. The record is from RefSeq and is a predicted model, not a curated record. Gene Ontology annotation, cellular component: retromer complex. Gene Ontology annotation, biological process: retrograde transport, endosome to Golgi. NCBI's taxonomy places the organism in Eukaryota, Metazoa, Chordata, Ascidiacea, Stolidobranchia, Styelidae.